Molecule: messenger RNA, 1703 nt
Organism: Bufo bufo (common toad)
Lineage: Eukaryota; Metazoa; Chordata; Amphibia; Anura; Bufonidae
Product: oocyte zinc finger protein XlCOF7.1-like
Exons: 1
Coding region: 80-1414 (444 amino acids)
Biological process (GO): regulation of transcription by RNA polymerase II
Molecular function (GO): DNA-binding transcription factor activity, RNA polymerase II-specific; RNA polymerase II cis-regulatory region sequence-specific DNA binding
Source: RefSeq, a predicted model, not a curated record
UAAUGUACAUCUAGGACUUCACAGUACAUAUAAUCUUCCUAAUCAUGAGGAACCUUCUCUUGACCAGAAAGAGGGUGAAAUGUUUCACUGUGGUAAAGAGUUAACAAAAAGAUCAAGUCUUCCUACAUAUAGAAGAAUUUGCAUCGGGGAGAAGCCAUACUCCUGUUCAGAAUGUGGGGAGUGCUUUACAGAUAAAACACAUCUUGUUAGACAUAAAAAAAGCCACAUAGGAGAGAUGUUUAAGUGUUCAGAAUGUGGGAAAGGUUUUAAAAUCAAAUCAACUCUUGUUAUACAUGAGAGAAGUCACACAGGAGAGAAGCCAUAUUCGUGUUCAGAAUGUGGGAAAUGUUUUACAUAUAAUUCAGGUCUUGUUAGCCAUAAGAGAAGUCACACAGGAGAGAAGCCAUAUUCGUGUUCAGAAUGUGGGAAAUGUUUUACACAAAAUUCAGGUCUUGUUAGCCAUAAGAGAAGUCACACAGGAGAGAAGCCAUAUUCGUGUUCAGAAUGUGGGAAAUGUUUUACACAAAAAUCAGAUCUUGUUGGGCAUGAGAGAAGUCACACAGGAGAGAAGCCAUUUUCGUGUUCAGAAUGUGGGAAAUGUUUUACACAAAAAUCAGCUCUUGUUAUGCAUGAGAGAAGUCACACAGGAGAGAAGCCAUAUAUGUGUUCAGAAUGUGGGAAAUGUUUUACACAAAAAAGUAAUCUUGUUAAACAUCAGAGAUUUCACAUAGGAAAGAAGCCUUAUUCAUGUUCAGAAUGUGGGAAAUGUUUUGCACAAAAAUCAGAUCUUGUGGGGCAUGAGAGAAGUCACACAGGAGAGAAGCCAUUUUCGUGUUCAGAAUGUGGGAAAUGUUUUACACAAAAAUCAGCUUUUGUUAAGCAUGAGAGAAGUCACACAGGAGAGAAGCCAUAUUUGUGUUCAGAAUGUGGGAAAUGUUUUACAUGGAAAUCAGCACUUGUUACACAUCAGAGACUUCACACAGGAGAGAAGCCAUAUUCAUGUUCAGAAUGUGGGAAAUGUUUUAGAUAUAAAUCAGGUCUUGUUAGACAUAAAAGUAGUCACAUAGGAGACAUGUUUAAGUGUUCAGAAUGUGGGAAAGGUUUUAAAAUCAAAUCAAAUCUUGUUAUACAUGAGAGAAUUCACACAGGAGAGAAACCAUUUUCAUGUUCAGAAUGUGGGAAAUGUUUUAGACAAAAAUCAGGUCUUGUUAGCCAUAAGAGAAGUCACACAGGAGAGAAGCCAUAUUUGUGUUCAGAAUGUGGGAAAUGUUUUACACAAAAAUCUAAUCUUGUUAGACAUAAGAGAUGUCACAUAGGAAAGAAGCCUUAUUCAUGUUCAGAAUGUGGGAAAUGUUUUGCACAAAAAACAGAUCUUGUCACACAUCAGAGGAGUCACGCAGGAGCAAAUUUCUGAAAUCAGCAGAUUCCAUUUGGGUACAAAUAAAUUCAAACCAAAGUGACAGUGCUCAGAUUGCCCUAAUAAAUUGUGGAUGACAUUCUGAAGUCUUGUAGGGCUUUAACGUCAAGGCAGCAUUAGCAAUCUUAAAGUGGCAGUGAAAUAUAUAGAUAUGGAUAAACAGAUGGUGGCCGGUGGUAAUAAGCAAACUGUUUAACAACACAUUGCACUUUUGGCUUUGUUAUGCUUUUUAAAAUAAAAGAAAUCAUCCAAAACUUCUCUCUAAUGGGGUGGAUGUCUGGCAGUG